This is a messenger RNA of Tetrahymena thermophila SB210, 2217 nucleotides long. RefSeq names its product endoplasmic reticulum vesicle transporter. The record is from RefSeq and is a predicted model, not a curated record. Gene Ontology annotation, cellular component: endoplasmic reticulum; COPII-coated ER to Golgi transport vesicle. The transcript is spliced from 4 exons. NCBI's taxonomy places the organism in Eukaryota, Ciliophora, Oligohymenophorea, Hymenostomatida, Tetrahymenidae.
AAUGCUAAGCUAAAAUAAAAAUUGUUAAGCAUAUUCAAUCAGUUUGUUAAUUAAUUAAUUUAGCUUUUAAGCAAGAAAAUGGAAAGAUUUAAAUAAUUCGACUAUUUUAGAAAGGUGUAGGAUGACUUAAAGUCAGAAAAAACUCUAAUUGGAGGAUUAAUAGGAUUUUCAACUAUUUUUUUAGUGAUUACAUUAGUCAUCUACGAGACAUACUAAGUUUUUUUUGGAAAUUACAAAACUUUUCCUUUUAUCAACAAUUAUAAUCCUAAUGAAAAAGUAAGAGUCAAUUUAAACAUUACAUUUGAAGAAAUAUUUUGCAAGGCUCUAAGCGUAGAUUAUCAAGAUGUUAGCGGAGCUCAUCUUGAAGAUAUGCAUUGGACAGUACAUAAAAUUAGACUAGAUUAAUUCGGAAAAUUUAUAAAUUAUGAUUCUGCUAAUGAUAUCAAGAAGUAAGAGUAGAAAUUCUAUCCUGGCAAUCCAUUCUUUGAAGCAGUUAAAACAAAUAACUAGGUGUAAAAUCAAUUUUCUAAUAGCGUAUCUUGUUAUGGAGCAGAGCUGUAUGAAGGAUAAAUUUGUUUAACUUGUUCUGACGUGUUAAUCGCUUUUGCUUAAAGAGGAUGGCCUUAACCUAUGAAAGAAUAAAUCAGCUAAUGCAAUGAAGGAACAAAAGAAAAUUUUAAAACUGUUUAGAUGCUUGAUGGAGAGGUUAAAUAGAGCAACGCUGUUAAUGUGUUCAGACCACCUCCUGAUCAAAAUAAUUUAAUAGAGAUUUUAUAGAGAACAAAUAUUGUAGAGUAAAUUAAAAGCUAGAUAGAUCCUAGAAUAUAUGAUGUUAUGGAUGAAAAUGAUACACAAUUUUUUAAUCAAAUACUAGCAGAAUUAAAUGAAAUUUAGUUUAACCCAGAAGAAAAUUCAUUAAUGCAAUAAAAUUAUGAAAUAACUUCUAGAGUGUAGUAAAUUUAGAUUUUGAUUUAAAAGUAUUAUAUUUAAUUGCAAGCCAUAAAGCCUAAAGAGAUUAGUCUUUAAACAUCUGCUGACUAUUUAAACUUAUCCGAGAUACCUUCUACCAAAAAAGUUUUAUUUUAAAUGCAAAUUAGCAGACCAGUUUGCAAUGAAUCUAUUGUUUAUAAAGUUAGAUUAAAUUCUACUCUCAGCUAAAUUCAAAACAGUGCUUAAACGUCAGAAUUUUUUAAAAAUGAAGGACUUUAAACUAUGAAUGAAAGAGAAUGCAUUCACAUAUUUCCUAUUUUUAUAGAGAAAAGCCCUUAUAACCAAAUGAGUAUUCUUCUUUCAAUUCCUGAUUUUGAUGUUUAGUAACAAUAUAUUUUUGAGGAAAAAAAUUGGAGCAUAACAUUGGAGUUGAUUAAAGACUCAACCACUUAAAAGUUUAUAAGCCAAAAUAAUAAAAAAACUAUUCACAUUCAAUUUAUUCCUUAGAAUUUAAACGAGUAAAUCAAUUAAACUGAAUAGAAAUAUGGACAAUAAGAUAACUCACAAAAUGAAUUAAUCCAAGAAGAAUCUUUACCAAAUAAUACCGAAUAAUAAUAACAGUAACAAUAAGACUAAGUAUAAAACACUUAAUAAGAUGAAAACUAACAUGAUUAGGGAAAGAAGAGAGUCUUAUUCUAACAAAAUUACGGUCAUGAAACCAUCACCGGAGAUAGAGUAUUUUCCUAACAAACAUUAAUUGAAAUGUAAUAAUAAUUAAAUCAAAGAGAAAAGUGCCAAAUAUAUGGUCAUUUUUAUGUUAAGAAAGUUCCAGGCAACUUCCAUGUCUCAUUCCAUAAUGAGGGUUUACUUUUGAUGAACUCUAAUCUAAUUUUCAACUUAAGACACACCAUUCAUACUCUAGAAUUUACUACAGAAGAUGGAUCUUUGACAUUAGGAAAGUAUACUAAAUCUUCAAAUCCUCUUGAUAAAACAAUUCACAAUCCUGGUCAUGGAAUGGAUACUGAUUACUAUUUAAAAGUAGUAAAUACUGUAUUCGAAAAUAUGCUUAGUGAACAUAACAACAUAUAUUCAUUUACUUCAUUAGAAACUAGUGGUGUUAGAGACUUUAGAUUACCAUCUGUAAAUUUCAGAUAUGAAUUUGACCCUAUUACAGUGCUUCACUACAGAAAAAGUAGAUCUUUAACUCAGUUUAUUGUUACUCUUUGUGCUAUUGUUGGAGGUUCUAUAGCAAUAUCUAAAUACAUUUAUACUCUCUUGAUCAAGUGA